This is a messenger RNA of Harmonia axyridis, 4011 nucleotides long. RefSeq names its product protein patched (gene ptc). Gene Ontology annotation, molecular function: hedgehog receptor activity; smoothened binding; hedgehog family protein binding. Lineage: Eukaryota; Metazoa; Arthropoda; Insecta; Coleoptera; Coccinellidae. Gene Ontology annotation, cellular component: plasma membrane. The transcript has 5 exons. The record is from RefSeq and is a predicted model, not a curated record. The coding region runs from base 326 to 3865 and encodes 1179 amino acids. Gene Ontology annotation, biological process: smoothened signaling pathway.
UUAUUGAGUGGCACGGUUGUUGUAGGUUGUGUGUCGGCCUGAUCUGUCUGGAUUCGUGAUUUCCCCCUCGAUUGUUUAUAUUUACAACGCCGUCAAACAUGCUAAAGUUGAAUGGACUGUUCGAUAGUGCCGUGUAGUGAAAACGUAGUCAACCCUCAAAUCCGGAGGUUAAGAAUUACAAGUCCGAGAAGGUUUUUUCUUGGACGAUGUUCGUCUUACCAGUGUCUAGUUCAGAUGAAUCGAAAAGAUCGUUCUCAUGAUGGAAUGCAGGGAAUGCCAGUGCUGGUGGUAAUGGGAACCAGAAUGUCGGGGGCCUAGACCCAGAAUGGCCUCAGUGGUGUCUUCAGAAGCGCCCCAGGAGCUUACAGAUCGCCAAAGGCACGAAUCAGAUCUCUAUAUCAGGCCUGGAUGGGUAGAUGCAAAUGUUGCUCUCCAUCAGCUGGACCAGGGCAGAGCACGCGGGGACAGAGGCGUCCUAUGGUUGAGAGGCAGGACGCAACGGCAGCUGCACUCUUUGGGGACCAUUUUGGACAACCACGCAGGAAAGUUCCUGUUCGUCAGCCUGCUAGCAAUCGCCACCUUCUCCGUAGGCCUGAAAAGUAUGAUGUUCCAUACCGACAUAGAGCUCCUGUGGGCAGAGCCCUACACCACCCAGGAGAUGCUCUCCUCCCACCAGAUGAUUAUACAGACGUCGGAUGAUCCCGAUGUCAAUCUGCUCCAAGAGCAUAGCCUCCUGGAGCAUCUAGAUCUAGUCCAGAAGGCAACGCAGGUUACGGUUACGAUGUACGAGAUUACUUGGAGAUUGAAGGACUUUUGUCAGUCGCCAAGUAUACCGAAUAUGGACGCCCAGUAUAUCGAGCAGAUCUUCGAGAACAUGAUGCCAUGUUCGAUCAUCACACCUCUUGAUUGCUUCUGGGAGGGCUCGAAAUUGCUUGGACCUGAUUAUCCUGUGACCAUACCUUACGGAAUUGGAGACAAAGUGACGUGGAAAAACCUGAAUCCAGACCAGUUGGUGUACAAAAUGAAAGAGAAGCAACCCCAUUUCGACUAUCACUCUUUGGAAGACUAUUUCAAAAGGGCUGGUAUAACGUCCGGCUACCAAGAGAAACCCUGUCUGGACCCACUUGAUGAUGACUGUCCAAACACAGCUCCAAAUAUGAAUUCCACCAAUCAUCUGGACAUGGGUGCUAUCCUCACAAAUGGUUGUUACGGGUUCGCUACCAAUUACAUGCAUUGGCCUGCAGAACUAAUAGUUGGUGGUAUUUCAAAAAAUAAAUCUGGUCAUAUUAGGGAAGCCAAAGCAUUGCAGACCGUUGUCCAACUGAUGGGCGAGCAUGAAGUUUAUGAAUACUGGUCGGGCCAUUACAAGGUUCAUCAUAUAGGUUGGACUCAAGAAAAAGCGUCUAUUGUGUUGAAUGCCUGGCAGAAGAAAUUUGCAGAGGAGGUGGAACGUAUCCAAAGAAGCAAGAGUCCUUCAUCGUCCUACGCCUACACUUCCUUCUCCACUGCUAAUCUAAACAAGAUCCUGAAGGAACACUCCAAGACUGAUUUAAUAAAAAUCGGCAUUGUCCUUGCUGUUGGUGUUGUAUAUGGCUGGAUGGUACAUUCAGGCUUAGCUGCUAUAGGAGUAGUGAUGCUGGCUGCAUCUUCAGCAGCAGCUUUGGGAGUUUGCAGCUUGAUUGGUUUGCCAAUGAACCUCCUCAGUACACAUGUUUUACCCUUCAUAACUGUUGGCCUUUCUAUCAGAGAGAUGUUUUUAAUCUUGUCUACACAUACAAGAAACUUAUCGCCAGCUGAAAUCUUGCAGAGGACUGGUCCAACGAUUAUAAGUGGUGUAGCUAUCAACUCGGCAGCUUUCCUCUCUGCUGCUAUAUUGCCAAUUCCAGCUUUGCGUGUGUUUUCUCUACAAUGUGCUGUGAUGAUUGUUUUCCAAGGUGCAUCCUUGCUGGUGAUAUUUCCCACUCUUAUAUCCUUGGAGCAACGUUGUAGAAAAGCUGCAGUUCCAUGUUUCCAAACUGAAGUCAAGAUACCUCCACAAAACAAUAAUAAUAAUGAUCCUGAGCAUGGUGCUAAUCUUCUGACUGCUGAAAUGGUAUGCCAACAGAAGAAGAGCCUUCUAUGUUGGUUGGUAAAUCGGUUCUUGACUUCAGUCCUACUACAGCCUUUUAUAAAGACUGUUCUGUGUUUGACAUAUGCUGGACUUGUGAUAUUUUGCAUAUUCAAUGGACUUAAACUGGAAUUGGAUGUUCGAUUAUCUACAUUCCUGCCCAAAAAUACUCAAGAGUACAAAUAUUUAGAAGCACAAAAUAAGUUUUUUGGAUUUUAUAAUUUUUAUUUAGUCACGACAGAAUUGGAAUAUCCCCUGAGUCAACCUCUACUGUACGAGUACCAUAACUCUUUAACCCAAGUGCCUCAUGUUCUCAAAGACUCCAACGGUGGUUUGAACAUGAAUGAUUUUUGGCUUGCAAAUUUCAGAGACUACCUGACCGAUCUCCAAGAAGAGUUUGAUGUGAACAAAAUGAACUAUAGCUUAAACAAUGAAAAGUGGUUUCAAAAUGCCACAGAGAAAGCAGUAUUAGCCUUUAAGUUAUUAGCUCAGACUGGAGUAGUCGAAUUUCCAGUUGAUAAAAGUCAAAUAUUCAAGAAAAGACUGGUUAAAAAUGGUAUUAUAGAUUCUAAAGCAUUUUAUAACUAUUUAUCAGUGUGGAAUAGCAAUGACCAGAUGUCAUACACUAGUUCGCAGGCAAAUUUUUCGCCUAAACCCUUCCAGUACUACAGCUCCAAAGCAGAAUAUGAUCUUAGAAUUCCUAAAUCUCAGCCCUUAGUUUACACUCAGAUGCCGUUCUACCUCAAAAAUUUGAAGACGUCCAGAAGCAUUGUAAAUACCCUGAAGCAGAUAAAACAGAUUUGUGAAGACUUCAAUCGGAGAGGUCUGAAUAACUAUCCUGUUGGACUCAUAUUUGCGUACUUCAACCAGUUCCUAAUGUUGGAUCAGAUUCUGGCAAGUCAGUUGGGUUUAACCCUAAUGGGAGCAGCAUUCGUAGCUUGUCUUCUAGUACAAUGGACCAAAUUGUGGUGCCCUGCCAUGAGUACAAUCUCUUGUAUGUUGUUAUUGACUUUUGUGAAUAUAAACGCUUUAACAGGAACCAUAGGUGGAUUGCACUUUAUUAUAAUCUCAAGGAACAUUUUACUCCUCUUAACUGGGUUCCUUAGUGCCUUAGGAAGUCGAGAAAGAAGACUGCGAAUGUCUUUGGAAAUUAGUUCAGAAGCAAUAAUAAAAGGUGAUGUUGGACUUUUAAUUUGUGCUUCAGUAUUAGCUACCUCUCAAUUUGAAUUUAUACAGUAUCAUAUAUUUUAUGCCUUGUUAAUUUCUGUAGGAGGUUCUUUAGCGAAUUCUUUAAUAUUUUUUCCGUUAUUGCUUGCCUUAGUUGGGCCUAAGUCAGAAUUACAACCUGUUGAACAUAUAGACAGAAUUUCAACUCCUCCACCUCCUAUUCCUCCCCCAACUCCUAUAAGAACUCCUACAUAUUCCAAACCUCCACGAAGAACCACAACCACUAAAGCAACUCGAGAGCCUAGUUUGACCACAAUAACUGAGGAGAGUUGCAAUCAAAGCAUUGUCGUCGAACCUCAAGUUACUGUGGAAUACAGCAGCCCAGAGUCAAGUUCUAGCGGUCCCUUCACUACCAAAGUAAUGGCCACUGCCAAUAUCAAAGUAGAAUUAGUUGCCAAUGUACAUAGAUCAAAAUGCAGUAAAUGUCACCGUUCAAGGUGUAGCAGAAGACGACAGCAAUGUCGAUGUUGUAAAAAUGAUUCUGAUAGCAGCGACAGUAGUGCUGAUCCAGACCAUUGUCCAAGCAGCUAACAUUUCGUUACCAUUUAAGAAUUUGUGUAAAUUAUGUUUAUAUUGCAUAUAUGUGUACCAUUUAUUUAUUUAAAACCAGUGUAAGAUAGAAUAAGUUAAUUGUGUAAUAACAAUGGUAUUAUUUAUUAAUGUAAGUAAAAUGUGUU